AUGGAUGAAUAAAGCCUUUAUUGUACGGACCGCCAGUUGGGCCAAACUCCUGCACGGGCACGGAAAAAGUUUGCGAGUUUGGAGAAACUUCCUCUUUUGCUUGGAAGUCAGCAGCCAUGACAUAAAAGCCACUUUUGAAACGUGCCCGGGGGAGAGAACUUCCAAUAGUCUUCCACUCGCAGCGAUCAACUGGUCUGGGAGGAGUCUCACCGGUGGGAAAGCCCUGCCUCGCAGGAGUCGCCCCGCCGCUUCCUCCUCCGUUUAUUGUGGCAGCGGCUGCUGCAGGGUCACAAACCGCCCGGACGACACUGAACCCGGGCCUGGAGUCCGCGCACAGUCCGCUCUGUUUGCCGAUCAGCGGUGGAGGGUGCACGCAGCUGGAGACGGGGGGGAGGUUUGGGUGGAGUUUUUCUGUCCGAUCCGAGGAAUGUGACGCGAGGACGGGAAGGAGACGCACAUCAACGGUUUCACCGGGAGGAGAUAAAGCCGUCGGUGCACAGAGAAAAAGAGAGGAGGCGAGUUCAGCAGCGAAGUGAGGAGAAUGCAAACCCUCCAGCAUGCAGCUGUCAGGACCACAUCAAACAUCGCUCAGUGGGUGCUCUGGUUGGCUCAGUGAUGGUUCAUAAUAUGUUUAAAUUCCUCCUUCCUCACCUUUUCUUACUCCUGAGACUUAACCUUUGACUUGACCCCCUCCAACCAUGCCGCACCGGUCUCAGAGUUCAUCGAUAGGCGAUAACCCUCUCGACCCAAAUUACCUUCCUCCGCACUACCGUGAGGAGUAUCGUCUAGCUAUUGAUGCUCUGAUAGAAAACGACACUCAGGGCUACUAUGAAUUCCUCCAGAAGGCAGAUGUGGCCAGUUUUCUGGCACAGCCAGAAAUUGAACACAUCAAGUCUACAAUCCAGGGGCCUAGCCAGCCCACCGGCGUCCUAGAGCUGACCUACCACGAGGGAGGCCUCGAGGCCGAUGGGUCUUCAGACACCUACUGGCCAGUUCAGUCAGACCUGGCUGCCCCGGGGCUGGACCUGGGCUGGCCGCAGCACAGUUUCGUUGAUCCCACAGAGGUCACCACUCUAGUCAACCCCUCUGAUCCUGACAUGCCGAGCAUAAAGGAGCAGGCGAGGAGACUCAUCAAGAACGCACGCCAAGUUAUUGCUGUGGUGAUGGACAUGUUCACAGAUAUUGACAUCUUUAGUGACCUCUUGGACGCCGCAGCACGACACGUUCCUGUUUAUAUUUUACUGGAUCAGCUGGAGGCUCAUCACUUUGUCUCUAUGGUCCUCAACUGCAAAGUCAACCUGGAGUUUAAUCCGAUGAUACGUGUCCGGACCGUGGCGGGAAUACCUUAUUACACCCGGACAGGGAAAUCAUUUAAGGGGCAGGUGAAAGAUCGUUUCCUAUUGGCUGACUGCAGAGCUGUACUCAGUGGGAACUACAGUUUCAUGUGGUCCUAUGAGAAGAUCCACCGCUGCAUCGCCCACCUCUUCCUUGGGGAGCUCGUUGCCACCUUCGAUGAAGAGUUUCGCAUUCUCUACGCUCAGUCAGAGCCUCUGGUCAUUGACCCAAACAAUACAGCGCUUACUGUCUCUGAUCCCAGCAGCACCGGCAACUAUUUAGGCAGCCAGUUUGGAUUAAAGAGGUCCCAGUCUUUGCGUAACCCAGUAGGUUACAGAAGGCAGCCUGAGAUUCCCCCUGCCUUCCCCUAUGGUGACUCUGAUCGUAACCCCAUGCUUCCUUUCCGGAGAAAUGAGGCGUUUCGUCAAACCCUGGAGCCCGGGUCAGGAAUUACUAUCGGAAAGUAUUCACAGCAGCAGUUUCGUCUUCAGCAGUCAUUCCUGGAACAGGGGCGGUCCAUCGUGUCCAGGCAGAUGGAGAUGAGCGCCAGUGCCUUCAAGAGGCACAGCUAUGCAGAAGGAACCCAGGAAACCUACGCAUCUUCAAGACAGUUUAUGCAGCACAGAGUCAUGAACAAUCUGGACGAGACAGACUUCCACAGAGAACAGAUUCAAAGCAGCCAUUUCUACAGUGAAGGUCCCGGGCCAGGUUCUGGCCACGGACACUUCGACAGACUUCGAGGCCGUCCUCCGCACCUCUCCAUUGACCAGUAUUCAGACUCAAGUUAUCGCUCAGACCAGGAGCCUCCACCCGGGCAGUAUGGCAGAGACUACUUUUCAUCUGAGGACCUGAGAGGACCCGAGGGCCUCAACGCCCCUCCGUUAGCUGGGAGGUAUGGGGGAGGAUCCUCCCAUAAGAGGCCAACCAUAGGACAGGCAUAUGCUUGUCAGAGCUCACCAACACACCCCCACCCACCUGAGAAGAAACACUUUAACAAACAAUUUGAUCAAGAGCAUGAGGAGGACUCAAGUGUAAAGCAAGGUCUAAGAAGCUGGAGAAUCCACUCCUAUCUAAGUACUUAUGAGGACACUGGAGAAGAAGGCCUGGCUCAGCCUAUGGGUUCUGAUGCUUUUGAUGAACCUCCUCAAGCUGUGCAACCAACUGAAACUGAAAGUUCAGCUCCACGCUAUGGAAUAAAAGAGCCACCAAAUGUUCCUCCCAAGCCCAGACCUGAUAUCCUGAGGCCACGCUUUGGAAAGCCUAAACUACCUGAGAGCAGCAAUAAAGACUCUGGCCUACCAACGUCCAAGGAUCUACUUCCUUCCCGCCUUGUACUGGACAGAAAAGAGAGGGAGGAGGAGAAGGAAAGAGAGACAGAGAGGAGUACAGCAAGGGAGGGGAGCGCAGAUGCGGAGGCGAAAGGUGGUCAAGAACUCCUUCUAUCCAAACACGAGUCAUUCCGGACGCGUAUUAACCCGCUCCUUCAGCGCAGCUCUCGGCUGCGCUCCUCACUUAUAUUCUCAUCUUCUAAGGCAGAGAUACACAGUGGUAGCUUAGGUCUAAAACCAGCGACGGAAGAAGAUGAGGAGUUAGAUUCAGUGCGCACUUCAUCCAUUGUGGCCCAGAUGCUAGAAAAGAGGAGGUCAUUAUCUCGUGAGCCUUUUGAUUGGCGAAGGAAGACCGAGGAGAGGAAGGAGAAAGAAGAAAAACAGGAGAAGCAAGAGGAAAAGGAGAUACGGUUAAAAGAUGAGAUUAAACCUAAAGAGGAACCUAAAGAAACUAAUGAAAAAGUAAAGACAACAUUUACGUUUGAAAAACCUAAAGUCACAGAUUCAUCAUCUCUGAACAUGAAUGAUCCGGCCAGCCGAUUGCAGUACUUCAAAGACUUAGCUGCCAAGACAAAAGUCUCGAAAACAGAGACAGAGCCAUCGCUAAAAGCCUUAGAGCCCGCUGAAAAAAAGCAAGAUCUUUCUGAUAAACCUCCCAACAUUACAACAACUUUCAAGAUCCCAGCUGUCACACUCAGUACAGCAGAGCCUGAGCAGACAAAGCCAGACAUCUCAGCAAAACUGGCUGAGCUCAAUACUCGCAGACCUUCAGUCAGUUCAUCAAGGCCACCACUAAUCUUUCCCAAGCCUUUUACAAGCUCACAGAAGCCUUCAGAGAUAGUGCAGUCUCAGAAAGAGGAGAAUGCAUCAGAAGGUCAAAAGAAAGAUCUAUUCAAGUCUCUAAAGCCUCUGGCUUCACCUAAGAUCUUCAAGAAGGAGCCGGUGAAACUUAAAGGGCUAAAUUCUCGUCGCAUCUCCUGUGGGGAGGAAAUUUUGACCACAGACGCUACAGACGCAGAGAAGACUGAAAUGAAAAAGAGUCGCUCUCACAGUUCUUCAACUCUGUCACAUGAAGACUCUAAGGAAGGGCUCCAAAAGGUUAUGGGCUCUACCACGUCCAUCAAUACAAUUGGCGAGGGAAAGGGUGAGGGUAAGCCACUCGACUUCCUAAAGAAGCAGACUCAGAGGCUAAAGGGAUUCCUGGGACCCAAGGACAAAGAAAAGAAAACCUCGGGAGAGGAUAGGGGCAUGAGCACGGUCAUAGAGGUCACUGACAAUUCGAGCAAAAAACAGAGCUCAUCGUCUAAAGAUACAGCGUCUACAACUACUGAUCAAUCCACCACCAAUCAUAAAACAUCAACAACCGGAACAUCCGUCACGUCCCGAUACCAGCCCGCGGGCGGCUCUGUUCUGUACAGCAGCAACUUACGAGACGACACCAAAGUCAUUCUGGAGCAAAUCUCCGCCAACAGCCAAAAGAACCGCCAGGAGCGGGAAGAGACGGGAGGAAACAAAGAUGGAGAUGCUGGAGAUAAAGGAACGGAGAAGCAGAACUCCUUAAAAAAGAACCGAUUUCUGCGACCGCAGGGCAACAACCAGGAGCGGGAGGGACUGCUGAGGAGGAUAGAGAGCCUGAGGAAGGAGAAGAAGGUCUACAGCCGUUUUGAGGUAGUCUAUCACAGUAAGGGAGAUGUUUGCAGCGUAGAUGGGAAAGCAAUAUGAGGAAAAACAACAAAAAAAUAUGUUUAGGUGUAAACCACCAAGAGGGGAGGGAAAGGAAUCCAAGAGGGAAACCAGGGUUUUAGCUUAAAAAUGAUAUAUUUUGAAAUGGUCUACAUAGCUACAGAAAUGUUUGAAAAUAGUCUUUGUUGUCAAAAAAUAGCACAUGAAUGUUAUAAAUUAGCUUUUGAGCAGUGACUGGCUAAAUGUGAUUGUCUUAUAUGUACAGUAAGAGACUGGCAAAACCACAGUUCAUCACUGUUAUGGAUUUUUUAUGCUACUUUAAAGAGAAUCUGCUUUCAGAAAAAAUAAUUAACUGAUUAAGCUGAAGAAAUGCAAGCGUGAUUAAGGCGCAAAGAGCACGGUACGUCCUGCUGAAGGCCAGCGAGGGGGAAAGGCAGGAGGUAAAGAGAUUUGACUGUUAUCCCUGUUGUUCUGUUAACAGAUGGGGAAUAACCUGGGAUAACGAAAGAUGGAGGAGCGACCUUUUACAUGGAAACUUAUUUAAUGCAAGACUAUCAAAAAACCUCCACUGUCCACGUUUGUGCCAACGACACUGUGAGAGUUCCUCUGGGCCUUAACACUACAGCAUUUUCUGGAUUUUUCACAAGAAGUAAUAAAACUUGAAAGGACGACUUAUAAAAUGGUGAAAACAAACUAAAGUCAUUCAGUCUGGAAUUUUCCUUUUUGCCAAGACCUUGUUCUAUUUUUUUUUUCCUUAUAUGGUGACUGAGAGAAACAAGACUCUACUUGGAUACUGGCUUGAUGGGCCGGUACGUGUCUCAAAAAAAAAAAAAAAAAGGUAGCACAGGUUUACCUGUAAAUGAGCUUUUGUGAACAGGACUAAAAGACGAAAAGGGAAACGUUGCAUCUGAGAAGCAAAACCAUAUAAUGUGCCAGUCACAAAACACGGCACAUGUGUAGUACCAGUGUUGUGUGCAGGCCACUUUGUAGCUGGAGCUUGCUUGAAACUGAAUGGGAGAAAGUGUCUUUGUGGAUUCACCAUGUGCCAGUGGCCCAUCGAGGGUUUUGCCAAAGUUCUGGUGGGGGGUCAUUAUUAUCAUUAUUAUUAUUGUUAUUAUUAUUAACCCGGACAAAUAACCAAAACAUAGGAAUAAAAAGACAGCUGAUGAAGAGUAAAGGGUAGAGAAGAGUGAGAUCAGAGGGUAGAGUCAGUGAGACUUUAUAGAGUGUGAAAAGUGUGGGAGGAAAAAACUGAAUCAGAAGGUUAAAAUGUUGGGGCACUACAGUUUGGAUGGAUGGUAGCGGCUGUGGUGAACUUAACACACUCGACUUCUUUCUAACAAGUCAUACACCCACUUCUCAGGGUUGAAACUAAAUAAAUAACAAUUCCUAGGAGACCUAGACGCUUCCAUGGAAAGAGGAGUGGUGUUUA
Oreochromis niloticus (Nile tilapia) is the source of this 5778-nucleotide messenger RNA. RefSeq names its product family with sequence similarity 83 member Hb (gene sack1hb). Gene Ontology annotation, biological process: signal transduction; intermediate filament cytoskeleton organization; positive regulation of cell migration. The coding region runs from base 699 to 4385 and encodes 1228 amino acids. The transcript is spliced from 8 exons. The record is from RefSeq and is a predicted model, not a curated record. Lineage: Eukaryota; Metazoa; Chordata; Actinopteri; Cichliformes; Cichlidae. Gene Ontology annotation, cellular component: keratin filament. Gene Ontology annotation, molecular function: keratin filament binding; protein kinase binding.